Messenger RNA from Rubroshorea leprosula, 2157 nucleotides. The record is from the annotation of a GenBank genome assembly. Lineage: Eukaryota; Viridiplantae; Streptophyta; Magnoliopsida; Malvales; Dipterocarpaceae.
UCUUCUUAUUCAAGGCGGUGGCAAAUUACCGACUUCGUACGGCUGAAACUAGAUUCUCGAAGAAGAAAAACAACGAAAUCCCAAGCGUCCCUUUGUCCUUCCUUCUCUUGUAUAUGUAUUCUGAUUCUCCUUUGAUUCUGCUUCCAGUUCUUAAUUCUCCUCUGAAAAUUUCCCCUGUUUUUUCUCUUCUACUUUCUUUUUACGGCAUUUUCUUGGCUUUGUUUGUUUGAUUUUGGACCCGAUAAUUACCUCAAAUUCUCAAUCUAAUCAAAUCCCAGAAAACCCAGAAAGAAUCUUGAAGAAUUUCGGAUAUGAAUCCGUUUUUUCUGGUAAAAGAGGAGUACCCGGGUUUCAGUUCCUCACAGUACCAGGAUGACCCAUCAUCAGGGGUGCCGCCGUCGCCGCAGCCGCAACCCAAGGAGGGUCUCCACGACACAGGACCACCUCCAUUCCUGACCAAGACUUUUGACAUGGUGGAUGAUCCCAACACCAACCUCAUAGUUUCAUGGAGCAGAGGCGGCUCCAGCUUCAUCAUCUGGGAUCCUCACGCCUUCUCCACCAAUCUACUCCCUCGCUUCUUCAAGCACAAUAACUUCUCCAGUUUCGUUCGACAGCUCAAUACAUAUGGGUUUAGAAAGAUUGAUCCAGAUAGAUGGGAGUUUGCCAAUGAAGGGUUUCUCAUGGGGCAGAGGCAGCUGUUGAAGAACAUAAGGAGAAGGAAGCCUCCCUCACAACCUAUUCUUCCCCAACAGGCUAUUGAUGCUUGUGUUGAAGUUGGCCGGUUUGGUCUAGAAGGAGAAGUAAAUCGUUUGCAGCGGGAUAAGCAGGUUCUGAUGAUGGAAUUGGUGAAGUUAAGGCAGCAGCAGCAGAGCACAAGAGCCUAUCUUCAGGCAAUGGAGGAAAGAUUGCAAGGAACAGAAAAGAAGCAGCGGCAAAUGAUGUCUUUCUUGGCUAGGGCAAUGCAGAAUCCGAUGUUUCUGCAGCAGUUGAUGCAGCACAAGGAGAAAAGGAAGGAGUUUGAGGAAGCCAUAAGUAAGAAAAGGAGGAGACCGAUUGAUCAAGGACCCACUGAUGUUGGCUGUGGUGAGUCCAGCCAGAGUAGUCAUCAGGCUAGGAAUCCUGUUAAGGUAAAACCUUUAGAAUUUGACAAUUAUGGAUAUGAAGUGUCGGAGUUGGAGGUACUCGCACUGGAAAUGCAGGGCUAUGGUAGGGCAGGGAGAGAGCAAGAGGGUCCAUCAAAAAGUCAUGACAAAGAACUUGAUGAAGGAUUUUGGGAGGAAUUGUUGAAUGAGAGGUUUGAAGGGGAGUUGAAUAUACCCGGAUCAACUGAAGAUGAAGGUGAAGAUGAAGAUGUAGACAUAUUAGCUGAUCGGUUGGGUUAUUUGGGUUCAAGUAGUCCCAAACAAAGAAAGUGAAUCCCCUAAUGCCCUUUUGCUUCACCAAUCAUCUCACUGAGGGGAAAGCUUCUACACUUUCAGUCUAAUUAGCAUUAAAUAGCAUCUUAAUCUAUGCAAAAUGGGGUUCUUCAUAUGCCAUCACGCUACGAUCUUAAUUGACAUUGAUUUCUUGUUGUUGGCAGGAGGGAAGCAACAGUUUAUCCACGGAUGUUCCCGGUGUCUCUAACCUUGUUUUCCAUUCUAUUUUUGCUUAUAUGAAUCUAUUAAUCCUUCUAUGCUUUGGUUAGGUUGCAGCAGUAGUAGAUAUUUGUCUGAGUUAGUCAUCAAACUCGUCAUAUGUCUCAAGGUUGUUGUUUUUCACUUCAAAAAAAAAAAAAAAUCCCCUCCAUUGUACCUUGUAGAAUGCAUUUAUGAUCUGGAACUAAUAUAUCCAUCUCUCGUUGUAAUUUCAUUUUGUGGCUAUAGAUGAGUGUAGAUUGUCCUGAAGCAGUUGAAAUGUGGACAAAGAUGUAGCUGCAAGCUGCAGGAACUACAACUGCAAUGUUGCUAUAUUUUUUUCAUGAGGACGGUGUACUCUGAGUUUCUAAGUCGGUUCUAAUGCUGUGCAGCAGUUUAGUUGAUUUCUUGAAGCAUUUUAAAAAAAAUUCAUAUGGAGGACUUGGAAAAACUCCUCUUCCAAGACCCUUAAGAGAAGAUUUGCUAUUAUAAACCCUCCUAUUCCUAUAUAUAUGUAAUGGAGAAAAAAACUUGAUUAUUAUUG